UGGCCGCUUGGGCGUCCCCUGGGCGGUGUGUCGAGCUGGGCCGUUGUUUGGGGAGGGCGUUUGGUCCCCUGUGUGUUGAUGAGAUAAAACUGGCUGCUCCCGCUCCGGAACCCGAGGGCCGCCCGGUCCUAGUGCCUGCUGGAUACCCGGGGCCCAGGGGUGUGGGGAGGCCGGAGGCUGCGGCCCAAGCUAACAGCGACCCUGCUCCGCACAUCUUCCCGCGGGCUGCUGAUGGCCGGACGCUUCCUGGGGAAGACUUUAGCCACCGUGUCUCUCUCUGUGGCCUUGGCCUCAGUGACACUCAAGUCGUUGGGCCGUUGCAGCAUCGCGGCGUGCAGUAACUCAUUUUCAUCCUGUGGAUUUCAUCUUAACUCCAACAUGAUGUCUGGUUCUGAUGGUACCAAAGAGAAUUCCCACAACAAGGCUCGGACAUCUCCUUACCCAGGUUCAAAAGUUCAACGCAGCCAGGUUCCUAAUGAAAAGGUAGGCUGGCUUGUUGAGUGGCAAGACUAUAAUCCUGUGGAAUACACUGCAGUCUCUGUCUUGGCUGGACCUCGGUGGGCAGAUCCUCAGAUCAGUGAAAGCAGCUUUUCGCCGAAGUUUAAUGAAAAGGAUGGGCAUGUUGAGAGAAAGAGCCAGAAUGGCCUGUAUGAGAUAGAAAAUGGAAGACCUAGAAAUCCUGCAGGACGGACAGGACUGGUUGGCCGGGGGCUUUUGGGGCGAUGGGGCCCCAAUCAUGCUGCAGAUCCCAUCAUAACCAGGUGGAAAAGGGACAGAAGUGGAAAUAAAAUUACCCAUCCGAUUUCUGGGAAAAACAUCUUACAGUUUGUUGCAAUAAAAAGGAAAGACUGUGGAGAAUGGGCCAUCCCAGGGGGGAUGGUGGAUCCAGGAGAGAAGAUUAGUGCCACACUGAAAAGAGAAUUUGGUGAGGAAGCUCUCAACUCCUUACAGAAAUCUGGUGCUGAAAAGAGAGAAUUAGAGGAAAAGUUGCACAAGCUCUUCAGCCAGGAACAUCUAGUGAUAUAUAAAGGUUAUGUUGAUGAUCCUCGGAACACUGAUAACGCAUGGAUGGAGACAGAAGCUGUGAAUUACCAUGAUGAAACAGGUGAGAUAAUGGAUAACCUUACCUUAGAAGCUGGAGAUGAUGCUGGAAAAGUGAAAUGGGUGGACAUCAGUGAUAAACUCAAGCUUUAUGCUAGUCACUUUCAAUUCAUCAAACUUGUGGCAGAGAAACGAGAUGCCCACUGGAGUGAGGACUCUGAAACUGACUGCCAUGGGUUAUAGCUCACAAUCUCCACGAAAGCCAAAUGGCAACAAAGGAACAUGUACUGAAAAGAAGGCAGCGUCACAGAGCUCAUAUAUAAAAAGGGCAGGGGUAGAUCACUUGGAGAUUAUUUUAUUCACUUUCAAAAUGAUUUGCAUUUAGAAGGUUUUGCAUCAGAAUAAAGUUAGCAAAUAUGGUGAAACAGAACACAGAAUUUUCUGCUUUCCAGUCAAAAGAGCUAUAAAUAAUCAUAUUUUGUAUGCAUUUUAUUUAAGCAUGGCUUAAACCAAACUUAACAACUGAUGCUCUUCGAAGAAUCAGAAUCUAAAUAAAGGUAAAUUUCUGUUCAGCCAUAA
Orcinus orca (killer whale) is the source of this 1620-nucleotide messenger RNA. It is a transcript of the gene NUDT9, whose product is annotated as nudix hydrolase 9. Lineage: Eukaryota; Metazoa; Chordata; Mammalia; Artiodactyla; Delphinidae. The transcript is spliced from 8 exons. Gene Ontology annotation, molecular function: ADP-ribose diphosphatase activity. The coding region runs from base 232 to 1284 and encodes 350 amino acids. Gene Ontology annotation, cellular component: mitochondrion. The record is from RefSeq and is a predicted model, not a curated record.